AUGCGUGUCCAAAAUAUUCUCCUGGUGAUUUCCUCAGUUCUAUCCCUUGCCCUUGCUGCGCCUGUGGCACAGCCAGACUCAUCAGUAAUCGUUACCAGAGAUGGCGAAUUCGAGGCUCGCGACAUGUUCCUUAGCAGGGAAGCAUCUCCCGAAGCCAACCCCCGCUUCAGAUCGCCCGCCUGGAAGCGCGAGGCUGAGCCUGGUCGCUGGCCCCCUUCGUGGAAGCGUGAGGCCGAGGCCGAGCCAGAGGCAUGGAGGGCCGACUGGAAGCGUGAAGCAGAGGCAGAGCCCGAAGCAUGGAGAGCUGAUUGGAAGCGCGAGGCAGAGGCCGCACCGGAGGCGUGGAGGGCGGAUUGGAAACGUGAAGCAGAGGCAGCGCCUGAGCCAGAGGCCUGGAGAGCCGACUGGAAACGGACACCCCGCCCACCUGCCUGGAAGCGCGACGCCGCUCCCUCACCUCCCGACUGGUGA
Molecule: messenger RNA, 471 nt
Organism: Pleurotus ostreatus (oyster mushroom)
Lineage: Eukaryota; Fungi; Basidiomycota; Agaricomycetes; Agaricales; Pleurotaceae
Exons: 3
Coding region: 1-471 (156 amino acids)
Source: RefSeq, a predicted model, not a curated record